AGUAUAACUAUGAGCAAGUUUCGUUCCAAGCUGAAGAAAAAGAUCAGUGGUAAGCGAUGGAAAAAAGGUGGAGCUUCAUCUUCUAACCCGGAGACGAGCAAACACCGCAUCAAGGCAAAAAGCCGGUUCUUCCAGGCUAAUCUUAGCCUGGCAUCGGGCGCCGCGGAGAAUGGUCAGUCCGAUCAGAAGAGCAAACUUACGCUCGAAGCGGUCCUCAAGCAUGAGGCCAUUCAGUCGUACGGUAAUGAUUCGUCUGCAAAAGCCAAAGCGCCCACCGUUAACGACAUCGCUGAAAGUAUGAAAUCGUUCACAAUGAAAGAUGGCGAAGAUGAAUUAAUGUCACAAUCACAGCAGGGCACGUUUAAAACGUUUCAAACGUUCGCGUCUAACUAUAGCGCUUGCACAAACAUGAGCUUUAAGAAGUUGUUGAAUAACUUCCGUGCCGAUUCGCAGUUACAGAAAGAUAUGCUCGCCAUUCUGGCCGCCCUCACGGAGGUAAUCAAAGAGAACGGUGGUGGCCAAAGCAGCACCGAGUAUUUUCUCGCCCUUAUGGAAACGAUUGAAGCGACUAAAGAGACCAACGACGUCGUGGCGGCCGUUUCGUUGCUAACCAUGGGUAUCAAGUCUGUCCCAGAAGCCGUCCUGCGACGUAAAUUCUCCGAUACAGCGCAAAUUCUUCUCGCUCUGCUCGAACGAUACACUGAAACGGACAACCAGGUUAUGACGCGUAACCUCAUCGGUUGCCUUUCGGUGUUGCUGCGUGCCCAGGAAUACGGCCAGUGGAAAGUGUCGUCCACGUUGAAAUUUUUUGACGCUAUCUUGGCAUUCACGAUCCACACCAAGCCGAAACUUCGCAAAGCUGCCCAGCAUGCGGUGGUGGCCAUCAUUUACGGUAGCUGCUUUAUGUUACCGGCAAAAGAGAAAGACGCAGAAGGAGAGGGCGAAGAAAAUGUGGAGAAAUCUGCCACUGAUCAGCAGAAGAAUCCACUGGUCAAGCAUCAUCCGGCCGGCGGACGUGUGGCACGCUUCUGUGUUGGGCAGUUCAAACCGGAAAAUGUUGCCAACAACCAGACGGUGAUCCUGCACGUCCUUGGCCUGCUCCACAAUGCGCUGCCUGGUUUUAGCCGGGACGAUAUCAAACUGGUGGCAGAAAAUCUCCUUUCCAUAAUGACCGCUACGAACGUGCUCAUUCGGACGAACUGCUUCCAAACUUUCCACUCGCUGUUCUCAUCGAAGACGGAAAAUUUGAGCCCUGUGCUGGCGGGAAAGUUGAUCGCAGCUCUCUACGAUUACCGUCCUGAUCGAUCGGAUUCGCGGCAGAUCAUCGCUUGGCUGACCGUGCUGAAAGAGGGACACAUUUUUCUCGCCAAAUACGAUCUCGCGAUGUGCAGUUUUGCGUUGCCGAAGUUCGUGCGGGUUUGUGCACAAGAUUUCUGGUCCUCCGAUCGUUUAGAAGUCGUGUCGGCGGCGUCGAACGCGCUGAAAGACAUUCUGUACGAGUGUGUACAGCCGUGCUGUACCGAUGAGGCCAUCGAGGCGCAUCGUAUACCGUUGGAAAAGGUCCUAAAGUGCAUCAUCGACGUUCUAUGUAGCGCUCCGUUUGGGCAUGCAUCGACGCACGUGCUGAUCAUACUUGCGAUCGCUUUUGAUAUUGCGGGGCGUCACUUUGGCGAAACACUCGCACCGGCGCUGACCACCCUCGGCACCCGGUACGAUCCACACUCGUCCAAUCGUGUUCAGAUCGAACAUGCCGUACUGCAGGCGAUCGGUUCGAUCGAUACGGAGCUGGUGCUGAAAUGUAUUCCCCUUGCCACCGAGGACGGGAAAAUAGAUCUCGAUCGGACGUGGAUGCUGCCAUUGUUGCGCGAGGGACUGCAAGGCUCAAGUCUUGCGCUGUUCAACGACGUUAUCCUGAAACUCGCCUACCAGUGCUACCUGCUGUGGCAACAGUUGAAGGAAACGGACAAUAAAAACCAGGCGCACAUCUUCGAGCUGCUGUGCUGCCAACUGUGGGGUCUCUUUCCCGGCUUCUGCCGUAACCCGAAGGAUGUUUCCAGCUUCCGCAUGGUCGCGAAAACACUCGGCACGGUGUUGAAUGAAAACGCGGACCUGCGGGCACCGAUCUUGGAUGGCUUGAAAGAGCUUAUCACCCACCUGCAAACGGACGCCGACCGUGACGAUGUCGCCCGGUAUGCGAAGAACUUCCUGCCGCGGUUGUUUAACAUCUACACCACAAAGCCGAAGGGUAGUUUCGAAAAUGAAACGCGCCUGGCGGCGUUUGAAACGAUUCAGGCGUACCUGAGCAUCACGCCAAGGCCGGUUCUGGACGAAAUGUUGACCACGGCGCUAGCGCAGCUACAGGAAAAGGCACCGGGCACGUUCAUCUACGAUAUGCUGUUCGACGUCGUCGAACAACUGGCCCUUUACCAGUCGAAAGAAAAGCUCGAUCAAAUCUACCAGAAGUACAUUACCGUCAUACUGAAGCGGGAGAAAAAGGAGGACGCGGUCGCGAAGGGAAAUGCGAACCAUCGGCGGCAGAUGAAGAAGGCGUUCAAGCUGAUGCAGGAAAUUUUGGCUUCCGAUAAGAAGGGUUGCGUUGCGUUCGUGGAGACGAAGCUAGGGAACAUUGAGAAGCUGCUGCUCGGCACAAUGCGGCUGAGUUUCGAUGGCAUCCAAGCACCUCGGCUAACCUGCUUGAAGUUGAUUAUGGAGAAGCAAGCCUCGGCACAGUUGAACUGCAAACUUAUUCAACGAACUAUAAUGGAAGCGGUAACGACAUACCAUAUGGACGCUAUUAAAAAGGAUAACAUUGCGGUCGACCUGUUAACAAAGAUUGGUCAGAAGUUUGAUGAUAAGGGAAAGAUCAACCAAUUCAUCGAGUAUGUCAUCGCUGGCUUUGCGGGUGACAGCCAGAUGAUCUGCAAUACUAUCUGGGUUCUGCGGGACAUACUGCAACAGUUUACUGCCACGCUGUCGAUCGACUCGGUCAAGUUUAUGCUGGAGCAGGUGCUUACGUUCCUGGUCGGAAACAGCCGGCAGGAGGUGGAUGCGGCGCUUCACUUCCUCUUGGUGUACACGAAAAUCUUACCGAUUCCACUUGUGACCAACUAUCUCUCGCUGAUCGUGAAAGCACUCUCGAUGAUGGUUCCGGAUACGAAGCGCCACAGCCGGUUGAUGUUGGGUUACAUUUGGAAGAAACUCUGCAAGCGAUUUGGUCCGCUCGAAAUCAUCCAGCUGGUGCCGGGUAACGACGAGGGUACCCACAAGCGACUGAAGAGGAUACGCAAGGAUAUGGCACGGGCGAAACGUAACAAAGAGCUGCAGAAGGGCAAGGGUGGUGACGACGACGAUGACGACGAGGAGCCGCAAGAUGACUUUGGAAGUCAUUUGCAGAAGAAGAGUUUAACGAUCGAUGAUAUUCUGGAGGACUCCGACUCGGAUUCGGACUCUGGUGUUGAAGAUGAAAAGAAGAGCCGGCAAAAGAAAAAGAAGGGCUUGGAAACGUUCAUCAAGGAGUCGGAAGAUAACAUUGUCGAUUUGGCCGACCUGGAUGCGAUCGGCAAGAUUACAACAAACCAACCGAUGGAGGAAGAUCAACCCAUUGCCGGGCCUAGCAAGCAGCGAAAGGAUCCGAACCGUGGUUUCAAGACCGAUGCCCAAGGACGAUUGUUGAUCAAGGACAUCGAGGACUAUUCCGAUUCGGAUGAGGAUCCGGACGAAGCGGUUGGCUACGCCGACAAGGCUAAAAAGCGUGCAUAUGAUCAGGAGAGCAGCGAUGAGGACGGUGAGCAGGAGCAACUGGAACCGAACGCGGAUGACGAUGGACCAUCGUCCCGAAAGCGGAAGGCCAUCGAUGCGCUCAGUGCCCGCUCGGGAAUGUCCGGUGCAUCUAGCCGGUAUGUCGCCGGUGGUAAGGGUAUUCAUCGUCCGGUGGCGGCCUCGGUGAAAUCGGGUUACAGUGGCAAGUCCGGACGUUCCCAGCGGACGGCAAAAUCGAACGUUUCGACCGGUGUCGAGUAUCGGUCGAAGAAGGCAUCUGGUGAUAUGCUGAAGAAGGGUAAACACGAACCAUAUGCCUACGUUCCGCUGAGCCGCAAUUCACUCAACCGAAGGAAACGAGCCAAAAAUGCAGGCCAGUUCAAGAGCAUUGUAAAGAGCGCCCGGAAAGGAGCGGCUGCCGGUUCGAAGAGUCGCCUCCUGAAGGCCGGUUCGAAGCGGAAGUAAGCUGAGAGUAGCCGGAUGAAAGUAGUUGUGAUGUGAAAUAGUGGAAAGCUCGUGAAUUCAUAU
This is a messenger RNA of Anopheles coustani, 4287 nucleotides long. Its product is annotated as RRP12-like protein. The transcript is spliced from 8 exons. The coding region runs from base 10 to 4224 and encodes 1404 amino acids. The record is from RefSeq and is a predicted model, not a curated record. Lineage: Eukaryota; Metazoa; Arthropoda; Insecta; Diptera; Culicidae.